Messenger RNA from Sphenostylis stenocarpa, 933 nucleotides. The record is from the annotation of a GenBank genome assembly. Lineage: Eukaryota; Viridiplantae; Streptophyta; Magnoliopsida; Fabales; Fabaceae.
AUGAGGAAACCUGAUCUGAUGGCCAACAAGGACAAAAUGAACCACAUUAAGAGCAAGUUGAGAAAAGGGUUGUGGUCACCUGAUGAAGAUGAGAAGCUCAUAAGGUACAUGCUCACAAAUGGACAAGGGUGUUGGAGCGACAUUGCAAGAAAUGCUGGUCUCCAAAGGUGUGGCAAAAGUUGCCGUCUUCGUUGGAUUAAUUACUUAAGACCUGACCUCAAGCGCGGUGCAUUCUCACCCCAAGAGGAAGACCUCAUCUUUCAUUUGCAUUCUAUUCUUGGUAACAGGUGGUCUCAGAUUGCAGCACGUCUCCCUGGUCGCACAGACAAUGAGAUAAAGAAUUUUUGGAACUCAACAUUAAAGAAAAGGAUGAAAACCAACACUUCUACUCCCUCCCGAAACAACAGCACUGACUCGUCAGAGUCUAAAGAUGUUUUGAGCGGGAUCGUCCCAUUUAAUGAACAUGACAUCUUGACCAUGUGCAUGGAUUCCUCUUCAUCCAUAUCAUCCAUGCAAGCAAUGGUUUUGCCUGACCAAUUUGACCCUUUUUCCAUGUUGGUAAAUAAUCAGAGUGACAUGACUAAUGUUUCAGCAGAUUUUCCCAACAUGCCUACUUCAUGCAUGACACAAAUUGGCAUGGUAGAUGGGCACCAAGGGAAAUAUGGGACAUUGGAGCCAAAUAACAAAAUGGGGUUAGGAAGAGACUUCUCCCUUCCUUCACUAGAAAGUAGAAGAAGCAUUGAAAGCGAUAGUGUUCCAAUUGAUGUGAAAAGCCAUAACAACCACUUCAAUUAUGGUUCCUUCAACAACACUGAUAAGAUUCAAGGCUCCAAAGUGGAGGACUUAAUUGGGUUUGGAAAUCAUGGCCAAGGAGAAUUUUUUUUGGAGAAUUUGAUGCAAGACAUAACCUCUUUUCCUUUCCUUGAUUUUUAA